Carcharodon carcharias (great white shark) is the source of this 3382-nucleotide messenger RNA. RefSeq names its product dishevelled segment polarity protein 2 (gene dvl2). NCBI's taxonomy places the organism in Eukaryota, Metazoa, Chordata, Chondrichthyes, Lamniformes, Lamnidae. Gene Ontology annotation, cellular component: cytosol. The transcript has 14 exons. Bases 507 to 2528 code for a protein of 673 amino acids. Gene Ontology annotation, molecular function: frizzled binding. Gene Ontology annotation, biological process: canonical Wnt signaling pathway; intracellular signal transduction. The record is from RefSeq and is a predicted model, not a curated record.
GAGGUGGAGUGCACCAGGAGGGCUGCAGAUUCGACACCUAGUUUGCUCUCAAGCAGCGCUGAAGUUGGCACCACAGAGGGGAAAGCAGGCCAAAGUUCCUGGUGGCAACAACCUGCUGGAAUUUUGUGGGUGUGGGCAUUCGCCGAGGGCAAUUAAUGGCGCCUCCUUCACAAUCCAGUUACCCUUGGUGAGGGCUCCUUUCCAUUCUCCAGAUUUUAAUAUAUUUUCUCUCCCACUUUUCUCUCAAAGUCACGGGCUUCCAUUUAUGUCUUCCAUACCCCUCACACCUGAACCCAGUUGGUGCCUGUUGGCAAGCUGUUCAGUCAUGGAGACAGACCGUUGUAGCUAAGCUCAAUCCCGAUGUCCAUGGACAAGCUUUAUCUAGCAUUGGCGGUGUGGAGUUGGUCACUGGCCAAUUCAGCCUCACAGACUUAACCUGUACAACCAUAGUUACAACUGGUCACUCUGUUGGGCCAGGGAAGGGGGGUGAGAUCAGUUAAUCCGACAUGAACUUGGAGUCCAACCAGGGCCCCUCUGAGCUGAGUCUGAUCCACGUUAGACAGUUGGUAUCCGCUGAAAGUUCACAGUCUGAACCGGCACCUCACCCGGUUAGCAGUGUGGCUGACGUGCCCCCUCCGAUAGAACGAACAGGCGGAAUAGGCGACUCAAGACCUCCAUCCUUCCACGCGAAUGUGACUGGGAGUCGGGAGAAUUUAGACAACGAGACAGAGACGGAAUCGGUGGUGUUGUCACGGAGAGAGAAACCGCGACGGAGGGAGAGUAUGGAGCAUGGUCCCAGAGUUAAUGGGCACCCAAAGAUGGAGCGUCAUCUUGCCGGCUAUGAGAGCUCAUCCACACUCCUGAGCAGCGAGUUAGAAACAACUAGUUUCUGUGAUUCAGACGAGGAUGAUGCAGCUAGCAGAUUCAGCAGCUCCACUGAACAAAGCAACUCUUCCCGGAUCCUGAAACGUCAUCGCCGCAGACGGAAGCAGCGGCCCCCGAGGCUCGAACGUGCCUCCUCGUUCAGCAGUGUCACUGACUCGACAAUGUCCCUGAACAUUAUCACGGUCACAUUGAACAUGGAAAAAUACAACUUUCUGGGUAUCAGCAUCGUUGGCCAGAGCAACGAGCGAGGGGAUGGAGGGAUUUACAUCGGGUCAAUAAUGAAAGGUGGAGCAGUGGCUGCAGAUGGAAGGAUUGAACCUGGUGACAUGCUGCUACAGGUGAAUGAUAUAAACUUUGAGAACAUGAGCAAUGACGACGCUGUGCGGGUUCUGAGGGAGAUCGUUCACAAGCCUGGGCCAAUCAUUUUAACAGUUGCCAAAUGUUGGGACCCAUCGCCUCAGGGCUAUUUCACUUUGCCCAGAAAUGUUCCAAACUCACUGAUGAGAUUCUCUGUGCCUCUUUCCGUAGAUGAGCCAAUUAGACCUAUUGAUCCUGCCGCCUGGGUUUCUCACUCUGUUGCGUUGACUGGAGCAUAUCCAGCUUAUGGUGCCAGCUCAUCCAUGAGCACGAUCACUUCAAGCAGCUCAAUUACUGAAACGGAGCGGUUUGAUGACUUUAACUUAUCAAUCCACACGGAUAUGAUGUCCGUUGCUAAGGCGAUGGCUUCCCCGGAAUCUGGCCUUGAAGUUCGGGACAGAAUGUGGUUGAAAAUUACAAUCCCCAAUGCAUUCUUAGGCUCUGAUGUUGUGGACUGGCUUUACCACCACAUCGAGGGCUUCCAGGAUCGCAGGGAGGCAAGGAAGUAUGCGAGUAACCUGCUGAAAGCUGGCUUCAUCCGUCACACAGUCAACAAAAUAACCUUUUCUGAGCAGUGUUACUACAUCUUCGGGGAUUUCAGCGGUUGUGAAAAUUACUUGGCCAACCUCUCCUUGAACGACAAUGAUGGUUCAAGCGGCGCCUCGGACCAAGACACACUGGCCCCCCUCCCUCACCCUGGCACCACCCCAUGGCCGAUAAUGCAUUCCUUCCAGUAUCCGUACCCACCUCCACACCCCUACUCCACUCAACCACCCAGCUACCAUGAGCUAACCACCUACAGCUACGGGGGAGGUGGGAGUGCUGGCAGCCAGCACAGUGAAGGGAGCCGAAGCAGUGGGUCAAACCGCAGUGAGAGCGAGAGGCGCACCAGCAAGGACAAGGAUGGCAAGACGGUGGAUUCCAAAUCGGGGAGCGGCAGUGAGUCGGAGUACUCCACGCGGAGCAGCGUGCGCCGCGAGCACGCCGGGAGCGAGCGGUCGGCCGCCAACAGUGAGCACAGCCACCGAAGCCACCACCACUCGGUGAUGGGCAGCGUGCGGUCCCACCACUCUGUCCACGCGUACGGGCCGCCCGGGGUCCCGCUGCAGUACAACCCCUUGAUGGUGAUGAUGGUGCCCCAGCCGCCUCCGUCGUCGGCCGCCGUGCCGCCGGGGGCCCCGCCCGUCCGCGACCUGGGCUCCGUGCCCCCCGAGCUCACCGCCAGCCGCCAGUCUUUCCAUAUGGCCAUGGGAAACCCCAGCGAGUUCUUCGUGGACGUCAUGUGACUCGGGCGGUUAGCGUGGGACUCGUCUUUUACUUUGGGUUGUUUUUUUUUAAAAAAAAAAAUUUUUUUUUCUGCGUGCCGCACCCGGCCGCAAAAUCGAAGAACGCGCGUCCGCCAAGGUCCGACGCUAACUUUGCGUACGCUGUAAAUAACGUCACCUCUCACACCGAGCUCCGCGUGGAGCCGACCGCGGCUCCGAAACCUCAACUGAAGUUGGCGAGCCUCCGGCUAACUUCCCGGGCAGCUGCUGAAUCUUGAGGACAUGAGCAACCGUAGCCGGAGCAGAGAAACCGAGACAAGUAUUUUAAAAUAAACUGCAUUUUUAGUAUAAUUUAAUUGAAGUAACAAUUAACAAGUGCAAUUCCUAGCCUUUUACUUCUCUUUUUUUUUUAAAUAUUAUAUACCAGGACUUGAGUAUUAUCGUCCACUGUAAUCACCAUGUCCCUGACGAGUUUGUGCUGCAAACUCCACCGCGUCUCGCCUGCAAAAAAAAAUUUAAACGACUGCAUAGCAACUGCCCGCUUAACUCCACCGAGGUUACGUUUGAAAUCGCAACCUUAAAGAGUAUUUUGGCUGCAGCCUUUGAAAGGGCAGUUGAGCUGGCAAGUCGCCGGUGCCUUGCAGUGUCACUUUCAGAGGAAUAGUGGAAAACCUGGGCUUUAUUUCUCUUUUUUUUUUAAAUUGUAGAAUAAAAGUAACUCGGUUACGUUAUUGGAAUGCUUUUGGAAGGAAAGACCAUUGGUAAUCAAGUUGUUAGUGCAGUAUUGCAAUGAUUUUGGAGUUUUUAAAAAAAAAAAAUUAAUAAAAAUAAAAUUAAAAGUCACGAGCCUUUGCAGUAAAGCCGAUCUCGCCUCA